Messenger RNA from Trichomycterus rosablanca, 716 nucleotides. Its product is annotated as histone H1-like. The coding region runs from base 1 to 609 and encodes 202 amino acids. The transcript has a single exon. Lineage: Eukaryota; Metazoa; Chordata; Actinopteri; Siluriformes; Trichomycteridae. The record is from RefSeq and is a predicted model, not a curated record. Gene Ontology annotation, biological process: negative regulation of DNA recombination; chromosome condensation; nucleosome assembly. Gene Ontology annotation, cellular component: nucleosome; nucleus. Gene Ontology annotation, molecular function: double-stranded DNA binding; structural constituent of chromatin; nucleosomal DNA binding.
AUGGUAGAAGAAGCUCCAGCACCGGCCAGCUCGGCCCCCGCCAAGGCUCCUAAAAAGAAGACCGCGGCCAAACCCAAGAAAGCGGGUCCCAGCGUCGGCGAGCUGAUCGUCAAAGCUGUUUCCGCUUCCAAGGAGAGGAGCGGCGUGUCCCUGGCCGCCCUGAAGAAAGCUCUGUCUGCAGGUGGAUACGACGUGGAGAAGAACAACUCCCGCGUCAAACUCGCCGUCAAAAGCCUGGUGACCAAGGACAUCCUGGUGCAGACCAAGGGCACCGGCGCCUCAGGAUCUUUCAAGCUCAACAAGAAGCAGACCGAGGCGAAGAAACCCGCGGCCAAAAAAGCCGCCGCUCCUAAAGUGAAAAAGGCCGCAAAGAAACCCGCCGCUGCAAAGAAGCCCAAGAAGGUAACAGCCAAGAAGCCCGCCGCUAAGAAGUCCCCCAAGAAGGCCAAGAAACCCGCUGCUGCCGCUAAGAAAACCACCAAGAGCCCUAAGAAGCCGGCGACCCCCAAGAAGGCAGCCAAGAGUCCUAAAAAAGCCAAGGCAGCCAAACCCAAGACCGCUAAGCCCAAAGCGGCCAAGGCCAAAAAAGCUGCACCCAAGAAGAAGUAAACAUGUUCCUGUUUUAUUACCUUCAUUUUCUUAAAACGGCUCUUUUAAGAGCCACCUAUAUCUUCCCAUAAAGAGUCGCAAACACAUACAUACAUAUAAGCAUGCAU